AUGAAGAACUUGGACCGCAGAACCUACGUCACCGACUUUAAUUCCAUAUCGAGGUUGGUUCCAUACCUGAUUACACCUGGACCCAAGCGCAUUGCGCACUUUAUUAGUGGUCUGGCACCAGAGAUUAAAGGGAUGGUGAAGGCUUCAAAGCCUGUAACCUACAGAUCCGCUGUGGAUCUAUCUAUAUCCCUCACUUUAGACGUGAUAAGAAACUGGUCUGGAAAGACCAAUGAUGAGGCUAAGAGAAAAAGGGAGGAUGAUAGCUCCCACAGACCUGACAAGAAGAAAAAGGGUAGGUUUGGCUUCAAGAAGAACCAGGAUAGAUCGGGUGAGAAGCCCACUUGCAAGAAUUGCAACCGUAGGCACUGGGGGCAGUGCAAUUUGGAUCCACAGGCUAAACCCUGUGGUAUCUGCAAGAAAAAGGAUCACAAAACCCUUGAAUACAAGAACUUGAAGGACGCAGUCUGCUAUGGCUGCAAUGAAAAGGGGCACAUCAAAACCAACUGCCCCAAGAAUGCAAAGAAGCCUGAUGAGGCUAGGAAAGGGAAUGUGAGGGCAUUCUAA
This is a messenger RNA of Helianthus annuus (common sunflower), 564 nucleotides long. RefSeq lists its product as uncharacterized. Gene Ontology annotation, molecular function: zinc ion binding; nucleic acid binding. The record is from RefSeq and is a predicted model, not a curated record. The transcript has a single exon. NCBI's taxonomy places the organism in Eukaryota, Viridiplantae, Streptophyta, Magnoliopsida, Asterales, Asteraceae. The coding region runs from base 1 to 564 and encodes 187 amino acids.